GACAGGAUCCUCUACGUUCGCCAAACUCUAAUACCACCCAUCCACCAUGGUUGCCAUUAUAUCUCUCGCAUGCCUGUGCCUCGCGAGCUUCGCCAGUGCGCAGCGUCCCUGGAUUCCUAUACCCAUCCCGAUUCCCCAGCCUGCUCCAGCCCCGGCUCCUGCUCCAGCUCCAGCUCCUGCUCCAGCUCCAGCUCCAGCCCCUGCCCCGGCUCCAGUGCCUGCGAUUAGUCCCAGUGUUGUUGCCCAAGCCCAAGCUGCUUGCAACAGUGCUUUUCCCGGCACCGACCCCUUGUUCCGUGGGGAUGGUUCUCCUUACGGUUGUGCUCCCGCCGUUUGCGGUCAGCCUGGUGUUAAUAUCCAAUGCUAAAUUUCCUCGUGUACGUGGAAGUAGUUUUCUCUGAGCUACCUGCCGCUCACUUUGGGAAAGAGGCUGUUCAUUUCAGGACAAUGGGCUUAUGAAGCCGUCAAAGUUGCCAUAUACUGUCAGAUGUCUGUUUUUAGCCUCGACUUUUUCUACGCUCUCUUAGACGCAGUCAUUAAAUGCAUAAAAAUAAUUAGGCAACUUGAAUUGAGAAUGUCCG
Molecule: messenger RNA, 581 nt
Organism: Talaromyces proteolyticus
Lineage: Eukaryota; Fungi; Ascomycota; Eurotiomycetes; Eurotiales; Trichocomaceae
Exons: 2
Coding region: 47-367 (106 amino acids)
Source: RefSeq, a predicted model, not a curated record